AUGGCUACUCAACUGACUCCCCUCCCAGCUGUUGAACGGCUCAGUCCUCUAUGUAUUCGCAUUCUCGGGGGGAACCCUGGUAAAUUCACACUCCAGGGGACGAAUACAUAUCUACUCGGGCGUGGCGCCCGUCGUAUUCUGAUUGACACAGGAGAAGGUCGACCAGCUUGGAUAGCCUCUCUCAAGUCAACCCUGGCCGAGGAGAGGGCGACAGUAGAUACGGUACUCAUAUCUCAUUGGCAUCACGACCACACUGGCGGCAUUGCUGAUGUCCUUUCAACAGCCCCAGGUGCGGCUAUUUACAAGCAUGACCCCGAACUGGGGCACAAAGGAAUUGUGGACGGCCAAAAAUUUCACGUCGAUGGCGUCAGCUUAACCGCCAUUCACACACCGGGUCAUACCAAGGACCAUAUGGUCUUUGUGCUGGCUGAGGAGGACGCCAUGUUUACAGCCGAUAAUGUGCUUGGGCAAGGUACCGCUGUGUUUGAGGAUAUGUCGGAGUAUUUGCGCAGCCUUCACCAAAUGCGACAAUUGUUCUCCGGAAGGGCGUAUCCUGGCCAUGGCCCGGUCGUGGAGGACGGCCCAGGCAAAAUUACCGAGUAUAUUGAGCACCGGCAACAGAGAGUGGACCAGGUUCUGCAAACCAUGCGGGGGGGUAAUGAUGGAAUAGAUGCCAAUGGCACGAGAUGGUCUGCCAUGGAUCUUGUCAAAAUCAUCUAUAGUGACGUUCCUGAUGCACUCCACCAAGCGGCAUGUAACGGCGUUUUGCAAAUUCUUGAAAAGCUCGCCAGCGACGGCAUAGUCAUUAAACAUGGCCGCGACUUGUGGCAGGUGAACCGAGAAAAGUCAACACUUUGA
Metarhizium brunneum ARSEF 3297 is the source of this 858-nucleotide messenger RNA. RefSeq names its product Lactamase-like protein aptB (gene aptB). NCBI's taxonomy places the organism in Eukaryota, Fungi, Ascomycota, Sordariomycetes, Hypocreales, Clavicipitaceae. Gene Ontology annotation, biological process: secondary metabolite biosynthetic process. The record is from RefSeq and is a predicted model, not a curated record.